UUCUCAAUCUUCUGCACAUACAGAAUUGCAAAUUACAUGCCUUGUUCUAUCCCAAGUCCUUUUGAUAUAUUUCUCUAUUGAUUCAUGGACACAACGAACGUCCCGUUACAGCCUCCGAGUUUCGGAAACCUUAUUACGGUGUUGAGUAUUGAUGGAGGUGGAAUUCGGGGACUUAUCCCGGGAACCAUCCUCAAUUUCUUGGAGUCAGAACUUCAGAAACUUGACGGUGAAGAUGCGAGAAUCGCCGACUAUUUCGAUGUCAUUGCUGGGACAAGUACUGGCGGACUAGUGACUGUCAUGAUAACUGCACCAAAUGAAAAGAACCGUCCCUUGUUUUCCGCAAAAGACAUCAAAGAAUUCUAUCUUAAUCAUUGUCCUAAAAUCUUCCCCCAAAAAAGCAGAUCCUUGUGGGUAGCAAAGAUCAUCAAGGCGCUGUCGGGUCCAAAAUACAAUGGAAAAUAUCUCCACAAGCUCGUCAAGGAAAAACUUGGCGACACAAAACUGCACCAAACAUUGACCAAUAUCGUUAUUCCCACCUUCGACAUCAGGCUCCUUCAGCCGACCAUAUUUUCCAGCUACGAGCUCAAGAACAAUCCUUCUUUGGAUGUUGCUGUCUCGGACAUAUGCAUUUCGACCUCGGCUGCACCCACUUAUCUUCCCGCUCACCACUUUAAAACUCAAGACGUCGCUACGGGUGAUGUUAGAGAAUUUAAUCUUAUCGAUGGUGGCGUUGCUGCAAAUAACCCCACUUUGUUGGCUAUGGGUGAAGUGACAAAGGAGGCAGUGAGAGGAAACCCUGAUUUCUUUGCCAUAAAACCAACGGAUUACUCAAGAUUUCUAGUCAUAUCUCUUGGGACUGGCUCUCCAAAAGAUGAAAUGAAAUACACAGCCGAGAAGGCAGCCAAGUGGGGCCUGUUGCAGUGGCUAACCGCCGGCGGUUCCACUCCGAUCAUCGACGUCUUUUCUCAUGCAAGUUCUGAUAUUGUGGAUUUUCAUCUCUCUGUUGUUUUCAAAGCCCUUCAUUGUGAAAACAACUACCUUCGCAUUCAGGACGAUACAUUGAGCGACGUCGUAUCCUCCGUUGACGUUGCCACAAAGAACAACUUGAAUGCUCUUGUCGAGGUUGGCGAAAACUUGUUGAAGAAACCAGUUUCGAGAGUGAAUUUGGAGACGGGUGUCUUUGAAGCUUCUAAUGCUGAAACAAAUGGACAAGCUCUUAUAAGGUUCGCAAAAUUGCUGUCGCAAGAGAGGUGGCUGCGGCAUGCGAGGUCGCCUCAUGGAAUGGCCGCCGGUGCAGCUGCUGGCGUCAAAUAAGGAGACUGAAUAUUUUUAUGUUAUGAGAAUUAUUAAUUUUAUUGCAAAUAAAUUGGGUGCAAAAAUUCACUUAUAUAUAUUACAGCACUCCAUCUUUAUGUUUUAUUAUUUUCAUUCUUUCAGUGUAUCCG
Molecule: messenger RNA, 1445 nt
Organism: Momordica charantia (bitter melon)
Lineage: Eukaryota; Viridiplantae; Streptophyta; Magnoliopsida; Cucurbitales; Cucurbitaceae
Source: RefSeq, a predicted model, not a curated record